Messenger RNA from Eucalyptus grandis, 1354 nucleotides. RefSeq names its product probable E3 ubiquitin-protein ligase RHC1A. Bases 186 to 1028 code for a protein of 280 amino acids. Gene Ontology annotation, cellular component: cytoplasm. The record is from RefSeq and is a predicted model, not a curated record. The transcript has 2 exons. Gene Ontology annotation, biological process: protein ubiquitination. Gene Ontology annotation, molecular function: ubiquitin protein ligase activity. NCBI's taxonomy places the organism in Eukaryota, Viridiplantae, Streptophyta, Magnoliopsida, Myrtales, Myrtaceae.
UACCACAAGAUUCCCGCACUCAGGAAACAGUACCAGGCGGCUUGACCUUCGGUCUCUGUGAGGCUCAGUUCUCUUCUCAGUUCUCACCGAGUUCUUCUCCUCCAACCCGUUCUCCUUCCACGAGAAAAGCUCGAGUCCCGAUCGUCGCUCCGCUCCGGUCCUGCCUGCGCCCGGUAACAAGCAUAAUGUCUGAUGGAGAGGAGACACAUUGGUGCUACCAGUGCAGCCAGCGAUUUGGUCUCCAUGGCCAAGAAGUAAUUUGCCCUUCUUGCAAUGGAGGUUUCGUGGAGGAACUGACCGGAAUUGAUGACUUACCUACUGCAGAAUAUUUCAUGCCUAACUCUGGGGACAUUCCUCCCAGAAUGCCUUAUAUGUUGGAUAUUGUGCAUGCUUUAACGAGGCAAGGAGGUUUCGGCUCGAGGAGGGGAUUCAGAGACCCUACUGGUUCCAUGAUGAGAGAGGCAAUUGCUGGCCGAAAUCCCAACUUUGCUGGUAGAAGGCAUCUAAAUUCAGUUCCAGAAGAAACACGGGACUUCCUUCCUUCCACUCAUUACAUGUCAUUUCACGGUCAGACACCUGAUUCAGCCUUCUUGCACCACAGUAGAGAGAAUGGACCAAGGGACACUGACUUUGAUACUUACUUCAUGGGUCCACCAGGACUGGAAGAGCUGAUCAACUUUCUAUCUAUGCAUAACCACGGAGGUCCAGCCCCUGCACCUCCUUCUGCAAUCAAUGCAAUGCCGACCGUCAAAGUCACCCAGACACAUAUACUUGCUGAUGCAGAUUGCCCUGUGUGCAAAGAGGAAUUCGUGUUGGGCUCAGAAGUGAGGAUGAUGCCUUGCCACCAUAUUUAUCACUCUGAUUGUAUCGUAACCUGGUUAGAACGGCACAAUUCAUGCCCGGUUUGCCGCAUUGAGAUGCCUGCUCAGGGGAGUGACAGUAGUAGUCAUAAUGGAAUGGGGAAUGCUCGGCAAACCCAUGGAACCCAUGGAAGGAGUCGUCACCCAUCUUCUCGGUGGCAUUUCUAGCUCUUCAAACCCAAAGAUGUCACUAUGUUCAUAGGAAUCAUGAGAUAGAUGGGAGUGAUCUGGAAAUGAGGGUUUGAUUAUGGCGCGUUGCCUUUCAAUAGAUAAAUAAACACAUCCACAACACUACUGGAAGUAAAGAGAUACUUCCCACUGCAUUUGUAUAAAUGGGUAGGUGUGGGAUUUCAUUGCCGAUGCGAAGUUUGGCUGAUUCUGUAUCUUAUGUAACUCUGUUCCGUUCUUCAAAACAUAUCCCUGUUUAAACCUGCUGUUGCUUGAAAUGAAUCUGCUAUUGUUGGCUUGCUUAUAUGUGAAGCAAUGCUUAUCUA